Frieseomelitta varia is the source of this 1608-nucleotide messenger RNA. Its product is annotated as zinc finger protein-like 1. The record is from RefSeq and is a predicted model, not a curated record. NCBI's taxonomy places the organism in Eukaryota, Metazoa, Arthropoda, Insecta, Hymenoptera, Apidae. The coding region runs from base 235 to 1200 and encodes 321 amino acids. Gene Ontology annotation, cellular component: Golgi apparatus. The transcript has 3 exons.
CUAUGCUUAGUUCAUGCUUCUCGUUCUAUAGUUGUCCGUGAGAAAUGUCAGACGACGUGGCCGAUGAAACAUGGAAGCCGUGUCAGAUAAUGUAGCUUGAAGCUUUUUUUUGCAACGCCAUGCCGUAUUACGCGAAAGUAACCGGUUCCAAAACGUUCUUUUAAUUAACUAGUCUCUUAUUCUAUAAUUUAAUAAUUUAUUUAAUGUUAUAAACACGUCACUUCCAUCAUAACCAUGGGAUUGUGCAAGUGUCCGAAAAGAAGAGUUACAAAUCUGUUUUGUUUUGAACACCGUGUCAAUGUUUGCGAACAUUGCAUGGUUACGAAUCAUCCAAAGUGUAUUGUUCAGUCGUAUAUACUAUGGCUCCAUGACCAUGAUUACAACCCUAUUUGUACAUUAUGCUCAGUAAAUCUGAGUGAAGGAGAUUGCGUACGAUUGACGUGUUAUCACAUGUAUCACUGGGCAUGUUUGGACAAAUAUGCGAGAGAAUUACCAGCGACCACAGCACCGGCAGGGUACACAUGCCCAACAUGCAAGGAACGCAUUUUUCCUGACUCGAAGUUAGUUUCUCCUGUGGCCGAUGUGUUGAGAGAGAAGCUGGCUGGUGUAAAUUGGGCAAGGGCUGGUUUAGGUUUACCAUUGCUCAGUGAAGACAGAGAGCAAAAACCAGAGCCGGAGCAUCCUUCAUUGAGAAUUGAGACCACGUCAUACCAAAACCACGCAUUAACAACGUCAUCGCCGUCAACAGCUACAUCGCGUACUAUUAGUAGUGUAAAUUCAGUUCACAGUAAUAUAAACAAUGUGCAUUUGAACAAUCAAAAGGUUGGACCACCUUACUCAAUUGUAAAUAUCGAUUCGUCUAUGGGAUUGUCGCAGCCAACGUCGAGGAAAGUUUGCGAGGCUUACGACGAUCCUAAAGAAAUGUCGUUCGAUCACGAUGAGAAUAAAUAUAGGAGAAAGUCUGCCGUUGAAUGGUUCUUGAGGUGGUGGAAGUUGAUAGUUAGCCCGCCAACGCGGCGUAGAAACACACCUGGCUCACUGUACAGGAGAUACACAGUGCUAGGCAUCAUGGGAAUAUUAGCUUUCAUCGGAAUGUUAAUCCUGUUCUCGUGGCUUGGAAAAAUGGCCACGGAUGGCGAUCCAAGUUACGAUCUUCGUGCUGAUCCCAACAUUUUAGUCGACGAUAAACCCGCUAUUUAAUAUACUCGGUCUUUCAGAGCGGCAUUUGAAAGCAAACUGUGAGAGUAUCACGUGAACGAAACCGUAUAAUAUAUGUGGAAGUAAUAAUUGAAGCUUGUAAGAUAACGAGAUCAGUUUGGAUUAUAUGUCGAAAGAAGAUUAUGUAUGUACUCACACUAUCUUAUGAUUUCAUUCUAAAAGAGUAAUUAGCUUAAGGUACAGUGUAUCGCUAGCCUUAAUAUUUGUUAACCUUUAUGUAAAGUAUGCCUUAAUAUUAAGCUGUAUAUUUCACUCUGUAAAGACUUAUAAAUUUGCAACAAGUUUUGUGUAAUGAUUAUACGAACAAGUUUUUUAUACUAUCUUAUGCGACAAAUGAAAACAAAGAAAAAAAAAAAGAAAAGAGCGCCGCUAAUAUGUAAUAGGAACAAA